AGUCCUGUGAGUUGCACCAAAGAUGGCGGAUGUACUAGAGAAGGAUGGUAGAACUACAACAGAAAGUAACCAAGGCGCUUUGGCUGACGGUCUUAUGCAGAUUUUUCGACCAGCAGUUGAAGAACUGGAUAACAAAGUUAUAAGUGUGAGAAAAAGUCAAGUUGAACUUAGGGAACAAAUUGACAAGUUAGCUCAAGAUUUGCAUCGAUUAUCUGAGCUUCAAGAAUUCCCCAUUGAUCUUGAACCAUAUGUCAAGAAGCUGAUGAACUCAAGACGACGUGUAAUGCUAGUAAACAACAUACUGCAGAAUGCUCAGGAAAGACUUGGAAGAUUGCAUCAGAGUGUUACAAGAGAGACUGCCAAAAGGAAAGCGUUACUGGAGCCUUCGGAAUUUUAGUACAAAUCAUGAAUGGAAAAGAAACUGUAGAUAAAUACUAUACAAUAUACGUAUUAUCUAAAAUAAGUAGUGACCAAUACACUAGUUUAGAGGUGGCUACGUCACACGAUUUAGCCAAGCUUAUAUAAUACAAAAUUAUACAUGUGAGGAAACUUUGAAUAACGGAACAUUCUCAAUAUGAAACGCAUUGCAAAACAUUAACUUGUAUGAAUCUCAAGUUAGAUUCUAGUUUGUUCGUAUUUAUGGCUAAGAUUUAAUCAAAAAUUUGUUUAAGAAUAAUAGAAUCAAACCCGGGGCUGAUCGGUUUCAUAGCCCUUUCAGAAAAUAAUGAUGUUCAAAGUUAUAAACAAUAUCAAAAUGUAUUCCUACACAUCGCAUAGCUUUCUUCAGGAAUAUUAAAAUGUGUGAACAGUUGUCAA
This is a messenger RNA of Orbicella faveolata, 816 nucleotides long. RefSeq names its product SNARE-associated protein Snapin-like. Gene Ontology annotation, biological process: lysosome organization; intracellular protein transport; endosome to lysosome transport. NCBI's taxonomy places the organism in Eukaryota, Metazoa, Cnidaria, Anthozoa, Scleractinia, Merulinidae. Gene Ontology annotation, cellular component: BORC complex; BLOC-1 complex; synaptic vesicle. Gene Ontology annotation, molecular function: SNARE binding. The record is from RefSeq and is a predicted model, not a curated record.